ACCGUUGCCAAACAUAAACUGUCCGACAAAUGUGCGAUCACGAUCACGGUCGAUAAUCCAAAAAAUACACAUUCUACAUCGUUCUCGCUCUUGCUGCAUGUCAACCUAACCCGAAGCUUGCUUAACUAAAUUACCAACGAAUUACAUCCAAUUGCCUCCGUGGUCCACUUGUGACCAACCGUCGUGCCCACCGCCACCGAAACGGUGCCCUGACAGUUAUGAAUGAUGAUCGUACUGAGAGGGUGCAAAUCUUGUCCACCUCUUUCACCCAGCUUCACUAAAAUGCACACAACAAAUAAAUAAAUCACGGUCGAAAAGAUGAUGCCAAGCUGUCUUCUACACCGACAGUAACCGAUAAAACGGAUCGCGACUGAUCACGGCAGACACGUGAGUGACCCAGUUCGAGUCGUUCGUUCCGGUAUCAGGAGUUGGUCUUAUUUCGUUGUGCGUUGUUGAUUGGAUGAUUGCGGAAAGAUAGUGAAAUGUUUCUCGACAGUUCCAUCACGGACUCGUUCGCACUUGGUACGCAAAUUGUGAGAUUUCGACUGUGACUGAGAAUCGGGCACUUGAAGUCAGAUCCAACUUUCGUUUCGACAACUCUGUGUAAACACCUACCAAACAAAGCACAAUGGCCGAAAAACCAAAGCGUCCUCUGUCUGCCUACAUGUUGUGGCUGAGCUCGGCUCGUGAACAGAUCAAGAAGGAUAACCCCGGCAUCAAAAUGACGGAAAUUGCCAAGAAGGGUGGUGAACUAUGGAGAGCAAUGAAGGACAAAAGCGAAUGGGAGAAUAAGGCCGUCAAACAAAAGGAUGAGUACACAAAACUCGUUCAGGAGUUUGAACGAAAUGGCGGUAGCAAGGACGCGGGUAGAAAAAAGAGCAAGGGUGCAAGGAAGGCUGCACCAAAGAAGAGCAGAAAUAAGGAUUCCGACGAUGACGACGAAGAGUCUGGUGAAGAAAGUGACUGAACCAAUCUCCUUAAAAUAAACAAAUAAAAACUGACAACAGUAAACAAUCAUUGAAACUACUUAACUAUCAUCAAAUUUACUGUGUAAUUACAACGACUAGGUUAAUUUAUUGGUUUAAGAUAAAUAUAGCGAUUUGUUUCGAAUAUUCAA
Malaya genurostris is the source of this 1117-nucleotide messenger RNA. RefSeq names its product mobility group protein 1A-like. The record is from RefSeq and is a predicted model, not a curated record. Gene Ontology annotation, molecular function: transcription cis-regulatory region binding. The coding region runs from base 629 to 967 and encodes 112 amino acids. The transcript is spliced from 3 exons. Lineage: Eukaryota; Metazoa; Arthropoda; Insecta; Diptera; Culicidae.